Messenger RNA from Phytophthora nicotianae INRA-310, 1479 nucleotides. RefSeq lists its product as hypothetical. The record is from RefSeq and is a predicted model, not a curated record. NCBI's taxonomy places the organism in Eukaryota, Oomycota, Peronosporomycetes, Peronosporales, Peronosporaceae. The transcript has a single exon. The coding region runs from base 1 to 1107 and encodes 368 amino acids.
AUGUACCCACUGCAUUUCUUCGAAGUUGAAGCAGUUGUGGCCGCUCUCAGAUCAUUCUCUGAUAAACGAAUUUUCAUGUGGAAAAGCGAGUUGCUUUCUGUCGUUCGCAGUUUGCUGCCUCCAGGCACUGUGUGGCCAAACGAACAUGGUGAUGCAGUUCUCGAAGGUGGCAAAACCGUGUUGAUGCUGGUAGCAAGAGUCUCUGACCCGCAUUUGGCCGUGAAGCUCAUCGACUUCGUGUGUCCUCACACUGCCAACUUCUGGGCGAGAGAUCAUCAAAGACGCCACGCGAUCAUGGACGUUUGCCACCUCGGUGGUCACCCGUCGGUCUUGUUGCGGUUGAUCAAGUGGGCUAAGAAAACCAGCGUCAGAGUGAUCGUCCCGAUGUCCCGACAAGAUAUCGACGGUCUAGACGCCGUAGAACUCGCAAUACGAGGAGGACACGGACAACUGGCGUCGUGCUUACUGGAACAACACGGUCCGAACUCGCACGACGACUUGUUGUGCAAACAUUACCCGCUUAAAGUACUGGAGCUCGCUAUUGAGACCAGGAAUGAACAGUGUGCGAUGGCAAUUCUGACGAACAAGCGCGUUGUGCACCACCUGCAACCUGGAUCGGCAGUGAGACUGAACCUGAAUAUGCGAUGGGAACAGCGUCGAGACUCUGUGAAGAGGCUGUUCAAUAUCUACACGUGUGUAGGGACCGCUAUUCGUUGCGGUCUGUGUAGCAUCAUACAAGCUAUUUACAAGCUGAAUCCGUCAGAAACUCGCCAAGCUGUUUGGUACGCGCUGUACAUGGCGAGAGGAAGGCAAGCUGAAGUUUCAUUUGAGAUACGAGAGAUGGCAAAUAGGUAUCGACUGGACAAGUUGUGGCCACAGAUCCGCGUUAUCCUAAUGCUGCGCGACUGGGAACAUCGAAGGAAGAAGAGGAUUCAUGUGUGGGAACGGAUGGCACGUUUCUGUCGUGGUCAUCAAGACUGGGGUGCGGUCGCUUCGCACCCGUGGGCAGCAGCACUUCCGGACGAGAUGUUGUUGCAUGUUUUGAGCUUUCUCGUGCCGUCCAAGGUGUCAGAAGCGAACAGGGUCACAAUGUUGGUAGAGUACUAAUCACAUACUUCAUACCCAAUUUGCUGUUCGAUCUAGCAACAGGUCGAUGCUCAUGUAGUAAUGGAACACACACUGGUAGAGGGGAGUCGAACGUUGAUCUGAGAUCUGCCCGACGAGUCUUCAGCACGUCGUGCUGAUGACUCUAACCUGAAGUAUUGAGCACGUCCCAUCGCUAGGCGCUACGCAUGUGGAAAAGCAGAGCAAAGCUCCUUGUGGCUCGACGCUUUCGUCGCCGCACUGUCGAGCUGCAAUCGUUGACCCCCGAUCCAUCGCUGACCCGUUCAAUCCUCUAUAGUCCAAUUCUAGCACUUUAGAGCAGCAAAAUCGAUCGCCGUUGCUGUGGUAAAGCUCGCUAACAGCAAACGUUUUAGC